CCCCGGAAGCGGACGCGGGCCGGCCGGGAGCUGCCUGCGGCACCGGGUCGGGGUCGCGCCGGGGCCGCGGGGCCUGAGGGGCCGAUGGGGCGCGGGGGGCCGGGCCGCUGACGCCCAUGGCCGCCCCGGGGGACGCGCCGCCGCCGGUCGUCUACACCAUGGAGAACAAGCCGAUCGUCACCUGUGCUGGAGACCAGAGUCUGUUCACCUCGGUCUACCCCACGCUGUCCCUGCAGCUGCCCCGAGAGCCCAUGGAGUGGAGGAGGUCGUAUGGCCGGGCGCCCAAGAUGAUCCACCUGGAGUCCAGCUUCGUGCAGUUCAAGGAGGAGCUGCUGCCCAGGGAGGGCAACAAGGCCCUGCUCACCUUCCCCUUCCUGCACAUCUACUGGACCGAGUGCUGUGACACGGAGGUGUACAAAGCCACGGUGAAGGACGACCUGACCAAGUGGCAGAACGUGCUGAGGGCCCACAGCUCCGUGGACUGGCUGAUCGUGGUGAUCGAGAACGACGCCAAGAAGAGGAACAAGACCAACAUCCUGCCCCGCGCGUCCAUCGCGGACAAGAUCCGAAACGACUUCUGUAACAAGCAGAGCGACAGGUGUGUUGUGCUCUCCGACCCCCUGAAGGACUCCUCGCGCACUCAGGAAUCCUGGAACGCCUUCCUGACCAAACUCAGGACGCUGCUUCUCAUGUCUUUCACCAAAAACCUAGGCAGGUUUGAGGACGACAUGAGGGCCGUGAGGGAGAAGAGGACGGAGCCGGGCUGGAGCUUCUGCGAGUACUUCAUGUUGCAGGAGGAGCUGGCCUUUGUCUUCGAGAUGCUACAGCAGUUCGAGGACGCGCUGGUGCAGUACGACGAGCUGGACGCGCUCUUCUCCCAGUAUGUGCUCAACUUCGGUGCCGGCGAUGGCGCCAACUGGCUGGCCUUCUUCUGCCAGCCCGUGCGGAGCUGGAGCGGCCUGGCCCUGCGCAAGCCCAUCGACAUGGACAAGCGUGAGCUGGUGCGGCGGCGGGAGGCCUCCCUGCUUGACCUGCGCAGCUACCUCUUCUCGCGCCAGUGCACCCUGCUGCUCUUCCUGCAGCGGCCCUGGGAGGUGGCCCAGCGCGCCCUGGGGCUGCUGCACAGCUGCGUGCAGGAGCUGCGGCUGCUGGAGGUGUCCGUCCCGCCGGGCGCCCUGGACUGCUGGGUCUUCCUGAGCUGCCUGGAGGUGCUGCAGAGGCUCGAGGGCUGCUGCGACCGGGCCCAGCUCGAUGCCAACGUGGCGCACACCGUGGGGCUGUGGAGCUACGCCACCGAGAAGCUCAAGUCCUUGGGCCACCUGUGCGGGCUGGUGUCCGAGGAGGGCCCGGACUCGGAGGACCUCAACCGGACGGUGGACCUCCUAGCCGGCCUGGGCACCGAGCGGCCCGAAACAGCCAACACUGCUCAGAGUCCUUACAAGAAACUCAAAGAAGCGCUGUCGUCUGUGGAAGCCUUUCAGAAGCACUACUUGGACCUGGCCCAGGCCUCCAUGGACAUGUACAGCAGCAUCGGGCGGACACGCUCGGCCAAGCUGGUGGGCAAGGACCUGGCGGAGUUCCACAUGAGGAAGAGGUCCCCACAGAAGGCAGAGCUGUACCUCCAGGCGGCGCUGAAGAGCUACGUGGCUGAGGGCUGGGCACUGCCUGUCACGCACACCAGGAGGCAGCUGGCCGCCUGCCAGAAGCUGCUGGGUCAGCUGGAGGACUACCUGCAGACCAGCAGCCUCCUGGCCAGCGACGGCCACCUGACGGAGGAUGAGCGCCGCUAUUUCUGCCAGGAGGUGGUCAGCUGUGCCCAGCGGCCGCCGGACAGCCCAGGCCGCAGGAUCCUGCUCCCGCUGGAGUCCUUCGCGCAGCUGCGGGAGCUGAGCUUCCGGCCGGCGGGCGGCGCGGUGCAUGUGGGCGGGACGCUGGCGGUGGACGUGACGCUGAGCAGCCGCAUGCCCGCGCCGGUGCCCCUGGAGCAGCUGGGCCUGCGGCUGCACUUCAGCGCUGCGCGCGGCCCGGCCCAGCCCCGCACGUCCAGCCCCUCACCCUGCCCCCCACCCCUGGCGGCCCGUGGCGGCUCCCCGGCGCCUGAGCUGCACGCGGUGCUGGAGCGCAGCCCCUCCGACGGCGACGGCGCGCUCGCGUCCGCCGGCAUCAUCUGCAGGAACGUGCACCUGCUGCUGCGUGCGCCCGAGCCCGCGCCCGGCCCCGACGCGCCCACCCGCCUGGUCCUGGAGGACGGGCCGCACGCGCUGCACCGCGAGGGCCUCACGCUACAGCCCGGGGACAACCUGGUCAGCUUCCAGACGCAGGCCGCCGAGCCGGGCACCUACACGCUGCGCCAGCUGUGGGCCUCGCUGGGCCCUGUGUGCUUCCUGCUGCCGCGCCUGCCCCCGCCGGCGCAGUACGACGUGUACUCGCAGGAGCCGCAGCUGCACGUGGAGCCGCUGGCCGACAGCCUCCUGGCCGGCAUCCCUCAGAGGGUCCGGUUCACGGUCACCACCGGCCACUACACUGUGAAGCAGGGCGAUAGCCUGCAGCUCAGCAACGUGGACGCCAUGCUCGUCCUCUGGGACGCCGACAGGCGCGCCUCCGUCUACUCCAGUGACAGGGAAAAGACGUCUGACACCACGCUCCGGGUCCAGGCGUCGGACAGGGUCACAAGCAUUGGCCUGCCUGCGGCGCCCGCCUACCACGUGAUCGAGUUUGAGCUGGACGUCCUCUCACUGCCGUCCGCGCCCGCAGCCAGCGAGAGCAUCGGCGAAGCGGCCCGGCCCCCCUGGACAACGCAGGACGCGCAGGGGGCCGAGCCUCGAAUGGCCACCACCGACCACAAGGUGUCCAUCGACUGUCCGUGGUCCAUCUACUCCACCGUCAUCGCCCUGACCUUCAGCAUGCCCUUCCGAACCACGCACGCCCUACUGUCUGCCGGGACGCGGAAGUACGUCCAGGUGUGUGUGCAGAACCUGUCGGACCUGGACUUCCGGCUGUCGGAGAGCUGCCUGCUGGACACGGAGGGCAGCGCUGACCUGCGGCUGGUGCCCCUCCACACACAGGCCCUGCAGCGGCUCCACAGCCGGCAGACACUGUUCUUCGUGUGGGAGCUGUUGUGGGGCCGCCCGCCGCCGCCCGCGCUGCAGUGCCGCUUCUCCCUCGGCUUCACCCCCGACGCCCAGGAGCGAGCACCCGUGGCCCUGCGGCCCUACACCUACGACUUCCGCCUGGAGGGCUUCUUCACGCUGUACACCGUGUGCGCCGAGAUCCGGCCGCCGCCGGGCGCCGAGCACUGCCGCACGGGCGCGCUCUGCUCGCUGGAGGUGGCCGUCACGCGGCUCUCGGACCUGCUGGAGGCCGACAGGGACGAGGCGCUGGCGCAGGGCCAGGAGCAGCUGCCCACCAGGCUCCUGUACGAAGUGGUGGACAACAGCAGCAACUGGGCCGUGUGCGGGAAGAGCUCGGGCGUGUUCGCCAUGCCGGUGGCCGCCCGCGCCACGCACCGCGUCCGCAUGGAGGUGAUGCCGCUGUUCGCCGGCUGCCUGCCGCUCCCCGACGUGCGGCUCUUCAAGUACCUGCCGCACCACUCGGUGCACUCGGCGCAGCCGGACGCGGACAGCUGGAUCGAGAACGACGGCGUGUCGGUGGACCGGCCGGCCGACGAGGACAGCGGCAGCGUGCGGAGCCGGGGCAGCGCGCACCCGGCCGGCAGCGGCGAGCACAGAGGCCUGCCCAUGCCUCGCCUGCAGGCCCUCCCGCCCGGCCAGGUGUUCCAGGCCAGCGCGGGCCGCCAGGUGCUCGUGCUGCCCAGCGGGGACGACCACGUGCUGGAGGUCAGCGUCACAUGACCUCCGGGGCCCUCGCCUCGCUUCGCAUCGU
Molecule: messenger RNA, 3882 nt
Organism: Erinaceus europaeus (western European hedgehog)
Lineage: Eukaryota; Metazoa; Chordata; Mammalia; Eulipotyphla; Erinaceidae
Gene: TRAPPC10
Product: trafficking protein particle complex subunit 10
Exons: 23
Coding region: 117-3851 (1244 amino acids)
Biological process (GO): early endosome to Golgi transport; intra-Golgi vesicle-mediated transport
Cellular component (GO): TRAPPII protein complex
Source: RefSeq, a predicted model, not a curated record